GUGAUUAUGCUGGUUUCCCUGGAUGUGGCUUGCUCAGGCUGCACAGCACCUACCGUCAUGAUCUCAAGAUCUAUGCCUCAGAUGAGGGUCGAGUUCAGAUGACAGCAGCAGCUUUUGCAAAGGGUCUGUUGGCCCUGGAAGGAGAGCUGACCCCCAUCCUGGUGCAAAUGGUGAAAAGUGCCAAUAUGAACGGUCUCCUGGACAGUGACAGCGAUUCCCUUAGCAGCUGUCAACACAGAGUGAAGGCACGACUGCAUGAAAUCAUGCAGAAGGAUGCUGAGUUCUGUGAAGAGGACUAUGAAAAGCUAGCACCUACAGGCAGUGCUUCUCUGCUUAACUCCAUGACAUUUAUCCAGAACCCAGUAGAGAUCUGUAACCAGGUGUUCACCCUGAUUGAGAAUCUUACCUCCCAGAUACAAAAACGUCUGGAAGACCCAAAAUCUGCAGACCUACAGCUGUACCACAGUGAGACUUUAGAAUUGAUGCUGCAACGCUGGAGUAAGCUGGAGCGAGAUUUCCGCAUGAAGAAUGGGCGUUAUGACAUCAGCAAGAUCCCUGAUAUCUAUGAUUGCAUCAAGUAUGAUGUACAGCACAACUGUGCACUGAAACUGGAAGGCACAGCUGAACUGUUCAAACUCUCCAAAGCCCUGGCAGAUGUGAUCAUACCCCAGGAAUAUGGGAUUAAUAAGGAGGAGAAACUGGAGAUUGCUAUUGGCUUUUGUCUUCCUCUCAUUAAAAAGAUCCAGUUGGACCUACAGAGAACCCAUGAAGAUGAGUCUGUCAACAAACUACAUCCCUUGUACUCAAGAGGAGUUCUGUCACCAGGUCGCCACGUUCGGACACGGCUCUACUUCACCAGUGAGAGCCAUGUGCACUCUCUGCUCAGUAUCUUCCGCUAUGGCGGGCUCCUGGAUGAAAACAAAGACCAGCAGUGGAAGAGAGCCAUGGACUAUUUGAGUGCUAUCUCAGAGCUGAACUACAUGACCCAGAUUGUUAUCAUGCUCUACGAGGACAACAACAAGGACCCAUCUUCAGAAGAGCGUUUCCAUGUGGAGCUGCAUUUCAGCCCUGGCGUGAAAGGCUGUGAGGAAGACAGGAACGUGCCCACAGGGUUUGGCUUUCGGCCUGCCUCUGCAGAGAAUGAAGACAAGAAAGCAGACCAAGGUAGCCUGGAGGACCUCUCGAAAGAAAAGGGCAUCAAUGAGCCGGAUCAUGCACAGCAAAGGUCUCCACAGCCUUCUGAGCCGGUCAGCAUUCAGCGAAGAUCACCACUGAUCAGGAACCGGAAGACAGGGUCCAUGGAGGUGCUGUCAGAAUCUUCUUCUAAAUCAGGAGGUUAUCGCCUCUUCAGCACUUAUUCCAGGCAGUCUUCUGAGAUGAAGCAAAGUGGCUUAGGGUCACAAUGCACCGGCCUGUUUAGCACCACUGUGCUGGGAGGCUCCUCCAGUGCCCCCAACCUCCAGGACUACGCACGCAGCCAUGGCAAAAAGUUUGCCAGCAGCCUGACAUACAAAGACGAUGCAUUUGAGCACCACCACGUUGCCCAGUUGCUGCGCCGUUUUUCCUCUGACUGUGCCACGAGCCGGAACAUCUCCCUGGAUGCCACUCUAGCCCAUCACCUCCAGCAGUGCUCCUACCACCUGCGCCUCUUCAGGAGCUGGCUGAUCUCAGGGCAGGAUGACUUGGAGUGUCUUUACGGUUUUGAAGGCUGUUCCAUGGUUCCCACCAUUUAUCCCCUGGAGACCCUGCACAACUCCCUCUCUUUGCGACAGGUCAACGAGUUCCUGACAGCUGUGUGCAGGAGUUGCAGCGAAUCACAUGUCCAGUCUACUGCAGCUUUAUUUGAUUCAAUGAUUGGCAGCCAGAUACCAGGAGACCCUUUUAUGUCCCAGCGAAUCCUGUCAUCAUCCUCUUUGCCAUUGCGCCAGCGUUCGGAUAAGCCCCCUUGGUACAGCAGUGGCCCCUCCAGCACUGUCUCCAGUGCAGGCCCAUCCUCCCCAACCUCUGUGGACAAUGGCGCUCGUUUCAGCUUCACUGAGAAACUUUCCAUCAGUCCCCCAAAAAGUGAGGAGCAGCUGUCUAGCCAGUUCCCUGAGCAAGGAGAGAGACACCCUCCAGGCAGAGGGCUUGACGUGGAGGUGGGGAUGUCUGGGCUGUUGGUGGCGGAGCCAAGUGCCUCAGACACCCUGACCUGGCAUAAGGGCCCAGAGUCAGGUAUGGUCCUGGAGCUGUGCAAGAAGGAGCUGGCAGUGGAGGACCUUAACCCAGAGGAGAAGAGCAUGGUGGAGCUGGAUGAAGAAGAAUCAUCUGGGGAAAUGUUAGAGCCAAGUAACACAGGGAACCCAGACUGUGGUGCAGUGUCUGAUAUAAGGCUAGCUGCGGAGAGGGUGAAGCCAGGUGCGGAGUAUACAGCAGAAAUGACUGGCCUGGAUCAGUCAGGGCUGUCCAAGGAGAUCUUGGUGCCCUGUGAAGAGGAGCUGCUGGGAGAGGUGUUGGACCCAGAACAUACGGGCAAGGAGCUGGUGGGGGACAGUGCUCUGUCAGGCCAGCUUCUGUCUGGUCACCCAUGCCAGGUGCAGCCUCUGCCUCCUGAGAAAAGCGCGGAGGAGCUGCAGCUGCUGUGUCAGGAGGAUCAGCAGAAUUAG
Phaethon lepturus (White-tailed tropicbird) is the source of this 2645-nucleotide messenger RNA. RefSeq names its product inositol hexakisphosphate and diphosphoinositol-pentakisphosphate kinase 1-like. Gene Ontology annotation, cellular component: cytosol. Gene Ontology annotation, molecular function: 5-diphosphoinositol pentakisphosphate 1-kinase activity; inositol hexakisphosphate kinase activity; diphosphoinositol pentakisphosphate kinase activity. NCBI's taxonomy places the organism in Eukaryota, Metazoa, Chordata, Aves, Phaethontiformes, Phaethontidae. The annotation marks the transcript as partial. Gene Ontology annotation, biological process: inositol phosphate biosynthetic process; inositol metabolic process. The record is from RefSeq and is a predicted model, not a curated record. The transcript is spliced from 15 exons.